ACUAUCGUAUGACAAAUGGUGUUGAUUUGUUUACCCUUAACGGUUCGUCAACAGAAUCGAUAGAACAAGUAUCAGACUUUGAAAAUAAGUACUGGGAGUCGAUUUUCCUAGCUAAAUUCUUUAAGUUAAUGCCCUAGAGCAAUAACAUGUGGGCAGUCCAAUAACUAAAACAAAAAUAGAAAGAUAAAUAAAUCAAAAAUAUAAAGUUUUUUGUUCGGAGUUUCCAAAUUGCCUUCGAACCUCUUUAGCGAAGAUUUAUUAAUGACUAAAGAAUAAAUUUCUGCUAUUUUUCACGAAACGUUUAUAAAGUAGAUUAUAGACAUAUGUCGUUUAAAUUAUGAACGAAUUCUCGAAUCAUUAAUGAAGCGAUUUAGUUUUUGGUAGAAAUUAUUAGUUUUUUAUUAGGCACCUUCCGUAACAUCUGUGAAGAAUCAUUUUGAACGAAUUUUAAUUUUAUAUCCGGUUCGGAAAAAGGAAAAAGAAAACAUUAGCGACUUCACAUCUUGUAGAUUAAUUAACUUCACUUUUGGAUCAGAAGGAGUUUGAUGAAUUAUCGUUAACCAACGUCGAAAUUUCAAUUCAGUAAUAAUAUUAUAUCUGAAUUGUUUUUAUCUUAAAGUACCUGCAAGUAAUCCAUCCAACAGCUGAAAAUGGAGAAUGAAAGCUUCAGCACAAUUCUCUCCCACAUUUAUCAAGAUCUGGUUGAAAACUUUGACCUUACUAACCGCUUGGAGAAGCUAAAAACAUUUGCAGCCAACCAUCCUUUCAUCACAAUGUUUGGAAUUUUUACUAUUGUAUUAUGCAGUGUGCCUGUUGCCUGUUUCUUUGCCUUUACACUUUUCAGUAUUUUCCUUACAUUUGGUGGGUUUAUGUUUCUUGAAGGCUCUGAAUACAGCAUUUCUUCUCUGGAACGAUAUUUAAUGGAACAGUUCCAAUUGCUGACCAGAUGUCCUCAAGCCAUGUCAAGUGACAAUCCUGAACAAAACAUCAGCACAGGAUUCAAUGAAUCACAAGCAGGUACUGUCCUAACAUUCGCAACUAUCAUCUUAGGAGGAGUACUCAUUCUUAUGGGUGUAUUGUCAAUUGUCUUCAGUCUCUCAGUGGCAGUUGGUUUAUUCGUCUUUCAUAAAAGUAUUGAUGUCUUCAAUCGUUUUCAUCAGCAGUUCCAGCAUGCUCACAACUACCAACAACAGCAACAACAUACUGCUUCAUCAGCUCCACCACCAUCUCCGCCAUCAGACCCACCAUCUCCUCCAUCAGCUCCACCAUCUCAGCCAGACAAUUCCACUUCAGAUAACAAUCCUGUUAUCACAAGCUCACCAACAAAUACAAUCUAUCCAUCGCUGGCUUCACAGCUUGCACCAUCAGGUACAUCAUCAGUCCCUGUUGAAAAUCUGACAUCCACUUCUCCGACCCGAAAUACUGUAUUAACUUCAACUCCAGUUGGGCUGUCAGCAAAUAACCAGGCAAAUAAUGUGGAGAACAUUAUAGAAUCAAAUCAGUCACAAUCAGUGUCAAAUACUGAACUGGACCAUGAAAUGUUAGCCAGGCGUGAUACACCCACUGAAAGCCAAAUCCCAAGUACAAACGAAAAUGUUGAACUUUUAGGAGGACUUGCUGAUGCUGUAUCAUCAAUGACACCCAGAAGUUUUGUAGACAACUCUAAUCUUCGCCAUCGGUCUUCAGCUGUGCCAGUCAGUACUAGUAAUCAACAGCCCACAGCAUCCAUGCCAGAAGUGUCACAUGAUGUAAUGACAUCAUCUCUAGAUUCCUCAGCAAACUUGAUUUCCGACAGCAACACUAUGGCUGUAAAUGCACACGACAUUUCAGAUGGCCUGAACUGGGAUACAUCAUCCUCUUCGUCCUCUUCUCUUAAUCCUGGUGACCAGUGGGAGGUUCUGCCCAGUCAUGCAGAAAGAACACAAGAUUCAAGUGCUUUUAACAAUCCUGAAAACAUCCAUUAGAAUUUGAUUUGCUUCAUUGUAUCCAUAUAGCUGGAUCCAUUGUAGAUAUGAAAAAUUUACACUUAAGGGGUUUUUUUUGUCUUUUUUCAGAUGAAGAAAAUAUUUUCUUUUGACUGUCUCUAAUUCUGUGCAUGAGAGCGGUGGGAGGGAGCUUUUAGUAAAUAUAAUGGCUGUGUACAUUACUAUCUCCAUGUAUUGAAAUCUGAAUAGGCCAAUAAUUUGGUGCAAAUACAACCAUAUUCUUUUAUGCAUUUAACUUUGAAAAGGGGAUAAAAAUUUUAUUUAAUGUAUGUAUUUAUUUGGAAAAUGUAUUUUGUUGAUGCAUGUGAGGGUGUAAGCACAAGACCUCAUGACUUUCCUCUAAGAUACACAAGUCUAAGGAUUACUUUGGAGAUGUUUCAAGUUCCAAAACAAUAUAUUACAAUUAUUAAUUUUAAUUAUAUUUUCUCAAGAGUAAAACUGCUUUUUUUUAUCAUUUGAGUAUUUAAUUUGAAAUUAAUUUUACCAGAAAUUGUUACUAAUUGCCUUGAUGUAAACAGGUUAUUUCAACACAUUUCUUUUUCUACAUCUGACUUUCCAAGUUUAUUUAUUUAAAUUCUAUAAUUAUAUUUCAUUUCCUAUGUACCUUACAGACAUACUUAUAUAUACUUCCCUAUCUACACAUGCAUAAAUGUAUACAUAGAUACAUUAAAUGGUUUGUAGAUACUAGAUUGAAUACAAGAUUACAUACCUAAGAAAUUCCACAUUUCAUCAAAUUUCCUUUUUCUGUUUCACUGCAUGGAUUUCUGAAUUUAUAAAUCUUUGUGACAUUUGUUUCAUUAUAUCAAAGAUUUUGAUUAUGUUAGAUGUCAUUCUAUAGUUAAGAUUGUUUAAAACAUAACACAACCAUAAGCACGUUGUAACAAGCAAAAUAUUAUAUUUGUAUUUUAUGGAUUCAAAUUCGCUGAAUUGAAAUUCACUAUACUAUAUUGUUGCAAGUUUGUUGCUGUGCUCUGUGCUCUAGGUUGUUAUUUUUAUUUUUAAAAAAUUUUUUUUUUUUUUUUGUUAGGGCAACAAUUUAAGUACCUAACAGUUCUCAUUCUAGUCAAAACUACUUAGUAAAUAUUUUUUAAACAUGUCACAGAUUGAGAUAACAAAGCUCCAAAUUAUCUUACGGAUACAAUCUAGUUUUGAUUUGCAGGUGGAACUGCUUUGGGAAAGUAUGUGCUUUCCAUUACGUCUUACAUUCCAUGUUCAAGUGAAAUCCGAGUUCACUGAGAAAUUCAAUGUAGACUUCCUUUUCACUCUCUUACACAUGCAAAUAUAAAACCAGUCUCUGUCUAUCUAGUUAAAUGCCCUUCUUAACACCAACUACUUUACAGAGUGUACUAUGUGCAUUUUACGCUGGUGCUUGUAUCACAUAAAAUGCAUUAAGAAGGGUAUCCAGCUGUAGAAUGCAUGCCAAAGCAGACAGUAAAACCUUGGACAAUUUUCUGGUUUACCAGCUCCAGUCAAACCAUCCAAUCCAUGCCAGUAUGGAAAACAUAUGUUAAAUGCUGUAGAUGAUGACAAUGAUGAUGAUGGAUGGAUUGCUUGAUAGUCCCUCUAUCUUAAGAAUCCUGUUUCUUUUUCUUCAGUUGAAGUGCAAAAAUUUAGAAAAUUACAAUCCAAUUGUUGUUUGUAGCUAGUUUGAGACAUCCAGACAUGAAAACUUCUUCAUAAGUAAAAUAUUUAGUCAUAACUAAAAUGAAGAAUAACAACACAAAACGAUUUUAGUAGAUAUUUGAACUGGAAGAUAUUUUUAUUUCAUUGCUUUUUUAUCCUGGAUUUUAAUAUUUAUCAAGUUAUUUGUGCAAUAGGUUGAGGGUUUUUACUCUCUCAUUAUAUUUUUGACAUUAUUUUGUUAACAGACAUUAAUUGCCAGGAAUAUGACAUGAGUUAAUCCAAAGACUACUAUGUAUUAAUAAUAGCUUUACUGAAAAUAUUUGCUGAUUUAUUCAUAAUUCUCACACAGAUGCACACGUCUGUGAAGGCAUGUGGCCUGGUGGUUAGGAUGCUGCACUCAAAAUCAUGAGAUUGUGGUUUCAAUUCCCAGACCAGCUGCGUUCUUGAGCAAAACACUUCAUUUUACAUUGUUCCAGUUCAUUCAGCUGUAAAUGGGUAACUCAGUGACAGACUGGCAUUCCAUUCAGGUGAAAAUGUUGACCUGCUUACCUAACCAGUGGGGUGGUAUCAUUUGAAAGCUAAAACAUUAUGAAGUACAUUAUGACCAGCAAUGUAUAACAACAUCUGAUGGUCUGAAUGUUACCAUUAUAUAUAAAUACAUUCACACAUACUAUAAAUGAAACAAGUUUUGCAGAAUAUCAUUGCUCGUUGUAACUUACACCUUGUGUAUACUGUUGGUGAGGUGCUUGCAUAUCUAGUCCAUUAGUUCUUUAAGUUUCUUUCUCAAGGAUUCUGCGCCAUAAGAUUGAAUAUAACUAAUGAGAUUUGCAGAAAUUUAUGGCCAAGUUUUGUUUUGCUUUCUAUAUUUAUUGUCUUAUUUAUAAACCAUUUUACCAGAUGUUUUAUUAAAUUUUAAAAUCCUUUUAAUUUUUUUUUUUCCCUAGUCAUUAAAUUUUAUUAAAGCUUUUAAUAAAAAUACUCUGGAAUUUUAAGAAA
Octopus bimaculoides (California two-spot octopus) is the source of this 4604-nucleotide messenger RNA. RefSeq lists its product as uncharacterized. The record is from RefSeq and is a predicted model, not a curated record. NCBI's taxonomy places the organism in Eukaryota, Metazoa, Mollusca, Cephalopoda, Octopoda, Octopodidae.